GUCCACAGGGAGCCCGGGCCAGCAGCGGCCAUGGCUUCGCGCAUCGGGCUGCGCAUGCAGCUGAUGCGGGAGCAGGCGCAGCAGGAGGAGCAGCGGGAGCGCAUGCAGCAGCAGGCCGUCAUGCAUUACAUGCAGCAGCAGCAGCAACAGCAGCAGCAACAGCAACAACAGCAGCAACAGCAGCAGCAGCAGCUAGGGGGCCCACCCACCCCGGCCAUCAACACUCCUGUCCAGUUCCAGUCCCCACCACCCGUGCCUGGGGAGGUGCUGAAGGUGCAGUCCUACCUGGAGAACCCCACCUCCUACCACCUGCAGCAGUCCCGGGACCAGAAGGUGCGGGAGUACCUGUCGGAGACCUAUGGGAACAAGUUUGCCGCCCACAUCAGCCCAGCCCAGGGCUCCCCAAAGCCCCCGCCCGCUGCCUCCCCAGGGGUGCGGGCCAGCCACGUGGUGUCCUCCUCGGCCGGCAACAGUGCACCCAACAGUCCGAUGGCCAUGCUGCACAUCAGCUCCAAUCCUGAGCGGGAGUUUGAUGAUGUCAUCGACAACAUUAUGCGUCUGGACGAUGUCCUGGGCUACAUCAACCCCGAGAUUCAGAUGCCCAACACGCUGCCGCUGUCCAGCAGCCACCUGAACGUGUACAGUGGGGACCCCCAGGUCACAGCCUCCCUGGUGGGUGUCACCAGCAGCUCCUGCCCUGCUGACCUGACCCAGAAGCGAGAGCUCACAGACGCAGAGAGCCGGGCCCUGGCCAAGGAGAGGCAGAAGAAGGACAAUCACAAUCUAAUCGAAAGGAGACGGAGGUUCAACAUCAACGACCGCAUCAAGGAGCUGGGCAUGCUGAUCCCCAAGGCCAAUGACUUGGACGUGCGCUGGAACAAGGGCACCAUCCUCAAGGCGUCGGUGGACUACAUCCGGAGGAUGCAGAAAGACCUACAGAAGUCGCGGGAGCUGGAGAACCACUCCCGGCGCCUGGAGAUGACCAACAAGCAGCUCUGGCUCCGCAUCCAGGAGCUGGAGAUGCAGGCCCGCGUGCAUGGCCUCCCGACCGCCUCCCCGUCGGGUGUGAACAUGGCCCAGUUGGUCGAGCAGGUGGUGAAGCAGGAGCUGCCCGGCGGCGAGGAGGGCCCGGGAGAGGCUGAGCUGCUGGGGGCCGAGGUCCCUGAUCCCGAGCCCCUCCAGGCUCUGCCCCCCCAGGCCCCACUGCCCCCACCAGCCCAGCAGCCCCAGCCCCAGUCCCCCUUCCACCACCUGGACUUCAGCCACAACUUGAGCUUUGGGGGCGGGGGCAACGAGGGGCCCCCGGGCUACUCUGAGCCCCUGGGGCCCGAGCACGGCUCCCCAUUCCCCAGCCUGUCCAAGAAGGACCUGGACCUCAUGCUCCUCGACGACUCACUGCUCCCACUGGCCUCUGAUCCCCUCUUCUCCACCAUGUCCCCCGAGGCCUCCAAGGCCAGCAGCCGCCGGAGCAGCUUCAGCAUGGAGGAGGGCGAUGUGCUGUGACCCUGGUUGUCCCCAGCCGGAGGGGUGCAGGGGCAAGCACGGGAGGUGGGGGGGCCCUGGAGGGUCAGGGCCACCUCCCUCCCUGCAGACUGCACUGUGUGUGAAGUAGCCAGGAGCCCGCCCCAAUGGCCCCCUAUUUGGACUUAGUGCCCACCUGGCAGCCUGUGGGGUCUGGAGAUACCCCUCCCCCAGCUCAGUGCUCCCUAGGGCCACCCUCUGGGAGGGGGUGGGCAGGGGUAGGCCUUCCACCUGACUGCCAACUCAAGAAGGGGAGGGAGGGAGGAGACAGGGUGUGCUGGAGGUAAGAAGAGGUCCUGGGGACACAGCGAGGGGAGGGCCCAGCUUCCUGAGCCUGGCAUCCACCUCCCCAGCCCCCGAAGAAGGCUGCGUUGGCACAGGGGUUGGGGAAGUUCCUUUUCUGAGGCAGUGACUGGCCCGGGGUGCCCAGGCGUACCUUUCUGGGACACAUAUUGCAAUAAACCCCUUCCCAGCCCGGUAUUCUCCCCUCCCACGGGUGGGGCACCCCACCCCCCUUUGGUGCUAACAGCUCUCCACCAGGCGGUGUGAGGGCAGGGGGGCCUGGACAGACGGUGGGCUGGGCCGGGGUGGAGCGAGGUCUCGGCUGGAAGAGCAGCUCCCCUCCUUCGUGCCUUUAGUAAACACUGUGCUUUGUA
This is a messenger RNA of Echinops telfairi (small Madagascar hedgehog), 2177 nucleotides long. RefSeq names its product transcription factor EB (gene TFEB). The coding region runs from base 31 to 1503 and encodes 490 amino acids. NCBI's taxonomy places the organism in Eukaryota, Metazoa, Chordata, Mammalia, Afrosoricida, Tenrecidae. Gene Ontology annotation, molecular function: DNA-binding transcription factor activity, RNA polymerase II-specific; RNA polymerase II cis-regulatory region sequence-specific DNA binding; protein dimerization activity. Gene Ontology annotation, cellular component: nucleus. Gene Ontology annotation, biological process: humoral immune response; regulation of transcription by RNA polymerase II; positive regulation of DNA-templated transcription. The record is from RefSeq and is a predicted model, not a curated record. The transcript has 8 exons.